AUGGUCUCCUUCUCUUGCGAGGCAUGUGGUGAUGUUCUCACCAAGAAAAAGCUCGAUCCUCAUCGUGGCCAAUGUCGCGGCGCUUCCUUCACCUGUAUCGAUUGCAUGGUGCACUUCUACGGAACAGAAUAUCGAGCUCAUACGUCAUGCAUGAGCGAGGCGCAAAAGUAUCAGGGUGCUCUGUAUAAAGAGAAGCCCCAGAAAGGAAAGAAGGGACAAAACAACAAGCAGAAUGCGAACCAAACCCCCAACGGUCGCCACCAGCAACCCCGUGUGGAGGAUGGUUCAGAUGGCGAGGCCCUGAAGAACGCUCCUCCUCCCCCUGCUCCCACGCCCCCGCCUGCCGGUGAGGUGAGGGCCCCUCCUGCCCCGGCCAACAAUGACAAGCCUGUCAAUGUAUUCGACUACCUGGUCGCGGAGGAGACCCCGAACACCUCCAAGGUCUCUGUUGCCGAGCCCAAGCCAGAGAUGACAAUGGACCCCAAUGCCAGAUCAAUCUUCGAGCCGAGCAAGACCCUCGCUCGUAUCGACACCAACCCCAACAUGGAUGAUGAGGGUAAAAAUUACGAUAUCGCAUACGAGGAGAAUGGCUAUUCAUAUGGCGCCGGCGACAUCCCGCACUCCUCCUCGCCUCGGAACGCGUCCACAACAGAGUUCGUUACGCCGGCACCUAAGAAGAAGAAGGACCGCCGUCGCGAGGAGAAGGCCCCAGGCACCGUCAGCGAGAAGAAGCGCAAGCGUGGCCAAGCGGAGGUGCUCAGCACUCCGGGCGAAGCAGUCGAUACCCCAAUGAUGGAUGCCCCCUCCAGCAUCAUCAACAACGCCGGCACACCCAUGCUGAACCACUCCGGCCUGACCGGCGGCCUGAACCGGAUGAUGCGCUCCGCGUCCCCCGACGGCGACGACAGCCCGGAGACCAGCCGCCGCGCCUACCAAGACACCUCGUCCCCGAUCAAGCGCAGCCGCCGCAAUGGCAAAGAAGCCAACGGCAACGGCGAUCAAGGCCUCGGCAUCUCAAUGAAGAACCGCGCCGGCCGCCUCGUCUCCUCUAUGUUCGGUGGCUCAGCCGUCUCCAGCACGGAACCCGGUUCCAAGGCCCUGGUCCACGCCCGCCGCGGCAGCUCCUCCAGCGGCGACGGACAGCUCGAAGUCCGCAAGAGCAAGAAGUCGCACCGUUCGCGCGCAGACGACAACGACGACUCCCGCAAGUCCAAGCGCAAGAGCUCAAACCCCACCGACGGCGACAGACCCUCCCGUCGUCUUAAGCAAAUUGAUGAGCGCCGCGGCUCCGUUGAAUCCUCCCACGGCCACCAGGUUACUGUCUACAAGCAGUCGCGACCGCCGGCGCGCACGGGCGAGGAUCUGCAGCGCGAGCUGGCUUAUCACUUCCUCUCGCUGGUCUCGAAGGAUAGCGAGCGUGGCUGCUCCAUUAACAAGGCGCUUAAGCGCUUCCACCGUGAUCUCUCGGAUGAGUAUGAUGCUGAUCGCGGUCGUGAUAGUGGACGUAGUCGGGCAGACCGGGAGCGCAGGGUUGAUGAUGAGAAGGAUCUUUUCCGCGCGUUGAGGCUGAGACGGAAUGAUCGUGGUGAGAUCGUUGUGUUCAUUUAA
This is a messenger RNA of Penicillium mononematosum, 1608 nucleotides long. Its product is annotated as LYAR-type C2HC zinc finger protein. Lineage: Eukaryota; Fungi; Ascomycota; Eurotiomycetes; Eurotiales; Aspergillaceae. The transcript is spliced from 3 exons. Gene Ontology annotation, cellular component: nucleolus. Gene Ontology annotation, biological process: negative regulation of transcription by RNA polymerase II; rRNA processing. Bases 1 to 1608 code for a protein of 535 amino acids. The record is from RefSeq and is a predicted model, not a curated record. Gene Ontology annotation, molecular function: DNA binding.